AUGGCUAGAAUACGAAGUGUCGGGAAGGGGUUUUAUGGCUACUCGGAGGUGUCAUUUCCAUCGUUGGAAACUCUUUCUUUCCAGGAUAUGGAAAGAUGGGAAGGCUGGAUUCCACAUGAAAAUGAAGAAGCUAAAGGUUUUCCUCACCUUAGAGAACUUUCUAUUAGAAGAUGCUCUAAGCUGGUAGGAUUAUUGCCAAAACAUCUUCCUUCUUUGGAAAAGCUUGUCAUUAGAAGCUGUGAGCAGUUGCUCGUAUCAAUUGAAAAUCUUCCAAGACUCUGCAGAUUAGAAAUUGAUAAAUGUGAACAGAUGGCGUGGGCAAAUACAAUCCACCUCAGCUCACUGAAAUCAGUGGUUCUUUCUGAUAUCUCAACUCAUAUUUGCCCAACAGAAAGAUUUACACAUGGGUUAUCAAAAGUAGAAGAAAUGAAGAUUGUUGGUUCUAAAAAGCUGACAUCUUUGUGGCGAAGGGAACAACAACAACAACAACAGCAGCUUGGGAUGCCUUGCAGACUUGAGUAUCUGGAAUUGAAUGAAUGCAUGCGCUUUGAAAAGCUACCAAAAGCAUUGUGCAGCCUUAGUUUUCUUAAGGAAAUAUACAUCCAAGACUGCCCAAAACUCGUUUCUUUUCCAGAGAUUAGCAUGCCCCCCCAGCUAAGAAUCAUCGGAAUUGCAAAAUGCAAUGCACUGAAAUCGUUACCUGAGGCUUGGAUGAACAGCAACAAUGCAUAUCUUGCAAGCUUGUCCAUUAAAGAAUGCGAUUCUUUGACAUAUAUAGCCAAAUUUAGGCUUCCGUUGAAUCUGAAAUGGCUAUCUAUCAGCUGCUGCAAUAGUUUAUGCACUUUGAUCGAUGAGGAGGAGACUACUGACAGUGAAACCAACAGCAACAGCUCUCUUCUAGAGUACUUGGCAAUGGAAUAUUGUCCAUCUCUCACAUCCUUGUGGUCAAAAAGUGAGUUACCUGAUACACUUGAACACAUUGAGCUUUCCAGGUGCUCAAAUCUUGCUUCCUUGUCAUCAAGAGGCAAUCUACCCAUGGCACUUAAAGACUUGAUGGUUUACGACUGUUCCAAGCUAGAAUCAAUUGCAGAAAGAUUGCUGAAUCUCACAUCUCUUGAACGUAUCAGGAUUUCUUGUUGUGAUAAUCUUGCAUGUUUACCUCAGGAUCUUCACAAGCUCCGCCAUCUUCAAGAGAUGACUAUAUCUCGUUGUUCAAAUCUUGUUUCCUUUCCGGAAGGAGACUUGCCUUCCGGGAACCUGAAAUUGCUCCGCAUAUACAGCUGUGAGAAACUGAAGGCCCUACCCAACCGCAUACACAAUCUCACUGCACUUAAAAAUUUAUCAAUAACAGAUUGUCCAAGCAUGGCCUUGUUCCCUGUCCAUGGCUUUCCGAUCAGCCUUGCAUCACUUGAAAUCGAUGAUUUGGACAUCUUUAAACCACUGUUCGAUUGGGGCCUCUACAGACUCACUUCUCUUAGAGAUCUCAGGAUUGGUAAGGGAUGCCCAGAAGUGGUGUCAUUUCCACAAGAAGAGAUUGGAAUGAUGCUUCCGACAUCUCUAACCCAUUUGAAAAUUGAAAAUUUCCCGAAUCUGGAACGCCUGUCAUCUGAUAUUCAGAAUCUGACUUGCCUGGAAGAACUCUCCCUUUCUGCAUGUCCUAACCUCAGAUUUCUUCCUGAGGAUGGCCUGCCUUCCUCUCUUCUGAAACUAAAUAUCAAUAAAUGUCCAUUGCUCAAACAAAUGUGCGAAAAGCAUAGAGGACAGAAUUAUUGGCCAAUGAUAGCACGCAUACCUUACGUUUGCAUUGAUCUGAAUUUCAUACCGGCAUACGGACCCCCACAGUCAAUAUUGAUCUCCCACAACCUGUUCCCGAGGAGACAACAUCUAGGCCCUUUUCAAAUCCAGGCCCUUGCACAGAAUCUUAUUUUGGAGGAACAAGAACAGGCUAUUCCCUGUUGCAGUUCCUAUUGA
Messenger RNA from Mangifera indica (mango), 1971 nucleotides. RefSeq names its product putative disease resistance protein At3g14460. The record is from RefSeq and is a predicted model, not a curated record. Lineage: Eukaryota; Viridiplantae; Streptophyta; Magnoliopsida; Sapindales; Anacardiaceae. Bases 1 to 1971 code for a protein of 656 amino acids. The transcript is spliced from 3 exons.